Molecule: messenger RNA, 588 nt
Organism: Notodromas monacha
Lineage: Eukaryota; Metazoa; Arthropoda; Ostracoda; Podocopida; Cyprididae
Source: the annotation of a GenBank genome assembly
AUGUCUUCCGGGCGACCGAUCAAGUGCGUUGUUGUCGGGGAUGGUACAGUGGGGAAAACUUGCAUGCUGAUUUCUUACACCACGGAUUGCUUCCCUGGCGAAUAUGUUCCCACUGUAUUUGACAAUUACUCUGCCCCUAUGGUGGUGGACGGAGUGCCCGUUAGCCUAGGAUUAUGGGACACAGCUGGACAAGAAGACUACGAUCGUUUGCGACCGCUUUCAUAUCCUCAGACCGACGUCUUUCUAAUUUGCUUUAGUAUAGUUUCACCAUCCUCGUUUGACAACGUGACUUCAAAGUGGUGUCCGGAAAUCAAACAUCAUUGCCCUGAUGCUCCAAUCAUUUUAAUCGGAACAAAAAUGGAUCUGAGAGAAGACAAGGAAACCCUUGCAAUAUUAGGAGAGCAAGGAUUGCAGCCCGUGAAGCGCGAACAGGGAUUGAAGUUGGCAUCCAAGAUCCGUGCCAUUAAGUACCUCGAAUGCUCAGCGUUGACCCAAAAAGGACUGAAACAGGUUUUUGAAGAAGCCGUUCGAGCCGUGUUGCGUCCUGAGCCGAUUCGGCGCCGCGAACGCAAAUGCACGCUCUUGUAA